Zerene cesonia (dogface butterfly) is the source of this 600-nucleotide messenger RNA. Its product is annotated as phospholipid scramblase 3-like. Gene Ontology annotation, cellular component: plasma membrane. NCBI's taxonomy places the organism in Eukaryota, Metazoa, Arthropoda, Insecta, Lepidoptera, Pieridae. Gene Ontology annotation, molecular function: phospholipid scramblase activity. The transcript is spliced from 5 exons. The coding region runs from base 1 to 600 and encodes 199 amino acids. Gene Ontology annotation, biological process: plasma membrane phospholipid scrambling. The record is from RefSeq and is a predicted model, not a curated record.
AUGACGGAGGGUUAUAGUUCUGGAUACAAGGGGUUGGACAAAUUAAAUUCACUGGAGCGGGUGGUGGUACGAGAGAAGACCAAAGCGUACCCCAGCAGCAAAUAUGUCGUCACCAGCCCCGAUGGUGAGGUCCUGCUAUAUGCGAAAGAGGACUCCGGGAUAUUGGACAAGGUUCUGUCUGGCAAAAGCAGAUCCUUUGAGAUCGAUGUCUAUGAUACUGACAACAGAGAGGUGAUAAAACUCCGUCGCCCGUACACACUUGGGCAGGACAAAAUGGACGUGUCCGUGUGCGGUCAGCCCGUGGCCAUCGUCCGCAAGGAGGUGACUUUCUUCAAGCCAGUGCUGUCCAUCAAUGACGUCACCGACAAGCCCGUGAUACGCGUCAAAGGGCCCGUGUCUACCACGUCGGAGUGUGAAUUUGAGCUAUACUCGACGGAUAAAAAGCGCAUCGGCGCCAUUUGCAAGCGCUGGAGCGGGCUGACGCGCGGGCGCAGCGAGCGCGACAACUUCGCGCUGCUGUUGCCGCCGCUCGACGUGCGCUACAAGGCCGCUGUUAUUGGCACUUGCUUUCUUAUUGACUUUUUGCUCUUCGAAAAUUAA